Molecule: messenger RNA, 2925 nt
Organism: Trichogramma pretiosum
Lineage: Eukaryota; Metazoa; Arthropoda; Insecta; Hymenoptera; Trichogrammatidae
Product: leucine-rich repeat flightless-interacting protein 2
Exons: 9
Coding region: 760-1977 (405 amino acids)
Biological process (GO): regulation of DNA-templated transcription
Source: RefSeq, a predicted model, not a curated record
UGCGUGGAUUGCGUGCGGAACUGCUCUCUACAAAUCUUUCUAUCUCUCUGUCUCUGUCUUUCGUUCGCUCGUUCACUCCGCCGCUUACUCUCGCCUACUAUAAACGACUUAUUUUUACGUUUUAACAGAUCUGCGACUUUUGUACGAAACUUCUUGCCCGUACGACGUCUCUCUCUCGAAACGACCAGUCGAACGUAUCCGUGUAGCUGUCUGUUUGUCGCCUGCCUGCUCGAUUCUCUCUCUCUCUUGCUUCUGGUCGGAGCAGCUCCGAAAUCGUAUAUACAAGAACGAAUAGAGAGAGAGAGAGAGAGAGAGAGAGAGAAAAGUCAUCGGAGCUGUAAAAGCCCCGAAUAUAUACAAGCGCAACAGCUUUUUUAUUGGAGAGAGAAAAAAAGAUAAGACUACGAAUCGAUUCCGAGCCCACAACAACACAUCUCGCUGUGUUAUGCAGCUGCAGCCGAAGAAGUACUAGUUCAGCAGCAGAAUUACCAAAUUGCCUCGAUUGCAGAUGAUAAUAUGAUCGUCCUACCGGCAAGAUAGUGUGUCUGUGUGAUAUAUAUCUUCAACGGCUUCUGCAAUUUCCGUAAAGGCGGCGGUAACCUCGUUCGGAAUCGUAACUCCGAAGUGUUUCUGUGGUGUUUAACAUAGCUGCAAUGAUAUGAGACCAAAGGAAACAAACCCUGGCAGAUGAGAAGAAUUUACUGACUUUUAGUUGAAGCAGAAUACUUAAAGCUACUGUGCUUCAAAUUUUGAAAUAAAAUGGAAGCAUCUGUGGCAGGUAGGCGGCGUGCUGCCACCAAGAGUUCUGCUGAAGAUCAAGCUUUAGAUCAAAUCGCCAAAGAGUUGUAUGUAAAAGCAGAAGCAAGACUUGCUGCUAGACGACAAGCUCGAGCAGAGGCUAGAGAAAUACGCAUGAGAGAAUUGGAAAGACAGCAAAAAGAAGCAGAAGAAAAUGCAGACAAGGCUUUUGAAAUGGGUGGAGCUGAUGCAACCAGAAUUAUAAGGGUAACUCCAGAUCCUGUCCGUGCUGCUCGUCUUUUGACUAAUUCAAAUAAUUUCCAAUCCAGUCGUAGAUCUUCUGAAGAUUCAUUAGAGGACGCAGGUCUUGGGAGAGAUCUACGGACCGAAUUAAAAGAAACAGAAGAAAAAUUUCGCAAAGCAAUGAUUGCUAACGCUCAAUUAGACAAUGAAAAGUCUUCCUAUGCAUAUCAAGUUGAUUUGCUUAAAGAUAAAUUGGAAGAACUAGAGGAAUCUAUUGCUCAACUUCGACGUGAGCUUCGAGACAAAAAUCGUGAAGCAGAACAAUUUAAGCGUCUCAGUCAAAAAACUAAAGAAGAUUUAGAAAUUUGUAGGGCUCAACUGUUAGAAAGGGACACCUUAAUUGAAGAAAAUGGUUUAGUCAUUGUUGAUGAUGAAAGUGACGAAAAUGAAGAGUCUACAAAAGAAAAUGGACCAGUUUGUAGAAGAAGAGUGCUAGUCAGUACAGAAGCCGCAGAAUUGUUACAAAAUGCGGGUGAAGGUUCAUUAGAUGUUCGACUGCGAAAGUUUGCAUCAGAUAAGAAAGAAAUGCAAGAUGAAAUUCGACAUCUUAGGCUAGAACUAGAAGAAGCAAAACAUAAAAUAAGAACAGAACGAAAUUCUGGCUCAGUUAUAGGUCUGUCUGACUCUGAUGAUAUUCAAAGGGAAACAAAUAAACUGUUAUCAGAUUGCAAAUUCAAAUUGCAAAAAGCUGAACAGGAUGUAUCAACUCUUCAAGCGAAUGUUGCUAGAUUGGAAAGCCAAGUUAUACGAUAUAAAUCUGCAGCUGAAGCGUCUGAAAAAGCUGAAGAUGAAUUGAAAGUAGAAAAAAGAAAAUUGCAACGAGAAGUCAGAGAAUCCCAGGCUCGUGUGGAAGAACUAGAAACUUCCAAUUCACACUUGCAGCGUCGUUUAGAUAAACUAAAAAACGCCAAAUCGGCUCUGCUUAAAGAGCUUUGAUAGUUCGUCAUGCUUGCAUAACGAAUAAAUUCGGCUAAAGCGUAACAUGUAAAUACGAAAAAAAAACAUGAGGCUAUUUUAGCUCAGAAGUAUUUUAAGAGAACUGCUGAACUGCUGAAAUGACAACGCGUUUAAGCGUACUGUAAAGAUAACGAGGCCAGAAAUCGCCUCUACUAUGGAAACAUAAGACUUUUGAAACUCCGAAUAAUCGUUUCCAAUGUUUUACCUAUUAUUGUCACGGCGAUAUUAACAAACUUUAUAUAGGUGUUUUUUAAUGAUUCGAAAAAUACGAUAUAUAACUUUGACUGUGUGAAUUUCCACGGUCAAAUAUUGGAUUAACUCAUUAUAAAUGCAAGACUUUGUACGGUUAAAGCUGUUUGCAUUUUUUCGUUUCAUUUCGAACAUCGUUGUUAGCCUUUUUUUAAUUUAAAAACUUUUCUAAAUACCAUUGACAUGUUUGAGAAAAUAGAUCUAUAGAAUAAAAAUUGAACAUGACUCAAUGGUAGCAAAUCGAAAACACAGUGCCUGUGACGAUAAUCGAGGGAGAGUCCAGUAAAGGCAUUUGUAUCGAAAAAAAUUCCAUCCAAUGAAAGUAGAAUUGUGUUACUGAUCGACAGUAGCUACAUUAUCCUUUAAUAGGCCUAAAAUUUGGUCCAACGAUAAAUGUAUACCAAUGCGGAGUAAAGACUCUCUAAUUGAAAUUAUUUAUAUAUGUAAUUAUGUUCUUUAUAGACUUUAACUUAAAUACUACGUAACCAUAAUUGUAUUUUGAACUAUUGACUUAUUACAUUUUUGUUUUAUCGCCUAGUAUCUGUUUAUUGAUGCGAUUUAUUAAUGUAUUUUACCUGUGUAUGAUAAAAUGAAGUUUUUUGUAUUAUAAUGCGAAUGUGCAGAUCUAGAGCGCGUAUAUUUAUAUAUAUUAUAUGUAGAAUACAUAUUAUCAGUUUA